Molecule: messenger RNA, 1468 nt
Organism: Malaya genurostris
Lineage: Eukaryota; Metazoa; Arthropoda; Insecta; Diptera; Culicidae
Exons: 4
Coding region: 51-1394 (447 amino acids)
Source: RefSeq, a predicted model, not a curated record
GUGAUAAACGGUCGCAUUCAGUGCGGAAUUCUCUGAUAAAGUGACACAGAAUGGAGCUUGUGCUGUUGGUGCUAGUUUUUGCAGUGGAAAAGUGCUUCGGAAAAGGAAUGGAGCCGAACAUUUUCGCUAUCGAUAUGAACGACAUUUUGGAUGAACGCCUGAUGCCGGCUACUUUUCUGAUGUUGGAAGGCCCCGAAAAUCCAAUGGGGCAAAGUAAGCCAAAUCCGCAGAACGACAGUUCACCAUUUGUUUGGACGAAUUUGACCAACGAUGAUGGAACCUUCGGAACAGCUUUUUCAACGAUGAAAUUUCACAGAAAAAUGAUAAAUAGCUAUCUAUGCCACGGGUUUCUGGCCAACCAACUUAUGUCGGAAGUAAUGCCACGGACAGACAAAUUCUCAAAACGAACCGGAACAAGUCCAAUGAUGACCGAAAACGAUUAUCUUAACGUACGAAACUCAAUGCUUUAUGACCAGGGUUCUUCAGGAUACAAAGAUUGGCUGUCUAAAACCAGUACCCUAGACGAUAUCCACCGGAACUAUCUCUCCCAAAGCAUACCAGUAAACAACAACUCGUUGCAUCACCGGACAGACAGUCCACGAGCUACGGAGGACGAUUAUUUUGAUGAAGGGUUCAUAACCGGUUACGCCGUCCAGCAGUCAGAUCCUCAGCCUGGUUACCACAGUAGUUUCAAUUCUUAUCAAAAUCCUUAUCCGGUGUAUGGACCCCAGGCCCCGUUUAGCAAAGAUUUCCACCAGCACGAGCUACUGCUGGGUGAAGCCAGUUACGAUUCGGCCCGAGGAGACUAUUCCUACUAUCAUCCGAUGAUCGACAUCGAAGAGAAGAGCGUCGGCAAAGGAAUCGGCCUGAGGGAUCUGUUCGAUAUUGCUCUGACGACGUUGGCCUUUCUGUCCUUCGGAAUGUUCAUUCUACAGGUGAUCAUGUGCAUCACAAUGACCAAAACCGAUGCCAACAUGAUGAUGAUUCCGACGGUCGACGGAGGAGAGAUUGACGGUGCGGCGGAAGUGGAGAUCCGCAGACGAACGGCAAGAUCACUCCCGAUAUCGGACGGUGCGAGACUGCGGGAAAUCAACGCCAUCGCCCGGAUGGUACUGAACUCGAUGGAUGCAACGGUUUAUUCGACACAAGACCAGGGCCAGUGUUCUCAGCAGGUGAUCUGCAAGGGUAAUCGAUUUUCGAGAGAGCUGAAAUAUACCAAGCGAUAUUGGAUGGCAGUUUGGAACUUGGGAGCGAGUUGGCUAACCGGGAAUAUGGUAGCGGAAGAGGCUAGAUCAAGUACCAUUCUGGGAUGUUUGCGAGCAAUGAUAAUCGGUUUGGGAGGCGGUGAAUGUGACAAAACCUUUCGCUGUAGCAAAGAUCGGCAGCAUCAGUAGAAUCGCAACGCUGGGGAUUUUUACUAUCACCUGACCUAGCUUCCAAUAGCUGACUCAUGAAUAAACGCACCAAA